Monosiga brevicollis MX1 is the source of this 1350-nucleotide messenger RNA. RefSeq lists its product as uncharacterized. The record is from RefSeq and is a predicted model, not a curated record. Lineage: Eukaryota; Choanoflagellata; Craspedida; Salpingoecidae. The transcript is spliced from 7 exons. The coding region runs from base 1 to 1350 and encodes 449 amino acids.
AUGGCAGCAGCGUUGCGCCUGCUCCUUGCGCUGCAAGUCGCUUUGGCAGCAGCUGUCUUGGUCAAGGUGCAAGAAGAGGGCACUGGCAACGUCUGUGCUCUCUUGCAAUUUUCCUCACUCAAGGUGUCCGCGUCGGCCAACCUUCAUGCCAACAAUUUCAUUGGAAAUUUCGUGGCCUGCACACACUCACAACAGGACAAGAGCACAUCUGUGACGCUUACCAACGCGAGCUCAGUCAGUGUCCCACAGUGCAACCACCCCAACGCCACCUAUUUCUUCCGUGCCUUCAAUUCCGAGAGCAGCGUUGUAUUUGGCCUGCAGUUUGCGGGGGAGAACUCCCACGUCACCACCACCGUUGCUCCCUCCACCACCGCCUCUCCUUCUGGACACAACUCGACAACAACUACCACCACCACGCCCAAGGCCACCACCCAACCUAAGAACACCACCACCACGCCCAAGGCCACCACCCAACCUAAGAACACCACCACCACGCCCAAGGCCACCACCACCAAACCCAAGACCACCACCACGUCCGAGGCCACCACCACCACCACGUCCGAGGCCACCACCACCACCACGCCCAAGGCCACCACCACCAAACCCAAGACCACCACCACGUCCGAGGCCACCACCACCACCACGUCCGAGGCCACCACCACCACCACGUCCGAGGCCACCACCACUACGUCCGAGGCCACCACCACUACGUCCGAGGCCACCACCACUACGUCCGAGGCCACCACCACUACGUCCGAGGCCACCACUACCACGUCCGAGGCCACCACCACCACGUCCGAGGCCACCACCACUACGUCCGAGGCCACCACUACCACGUCCGAGGCCACCACCACCAACACCACACCUGCCAACUCCAGCUCGACAGCUGCACCUGCUGAAAAAUCAGCCGAACGCCGUUUUGCCGCCCCGAAUUUCGAAACAGUGGCCAGCUGGUCCCUGGUGAGCAUCACCAGCGCCUUUGUCAGUGCAAACGUGCAAGUCAAUGGAACGGUCAACUUUACGGAUGCUUCCACACCCAUGAAGAGCGCCCACGGCUACGGCUGGGGAUGCAACCAAUCCACGGCACUCGACUCGACCCCGGCCUCUUCCAAGUCGACCCUCUCGCUCAUCUUUGAGGACUUGAAUGUGCAGCCUUUCAAUAUUCAGCCGAACCAAAAUACCAUCCAACCAGCUCCGAAUGCGCAACUUGAUGCUUGCCCUGGCAAGAAGAACCAGGACCAUACACUGGCCAUCGUGGUUGGUGCCAUCGUGGGUGGCGUCGUUCUCUUUUCUCUCCUGGGCUAUGCCUUCCUCGGCAUGAAGCGCAAGAGUGGCUACUCAAAAGUCUAA